Molecule: messenger RNA, 756 nt
Organism: Alternaria burnsii
Lineage: Eukaryota; Fungi; Ascomycota; Dothideomycetes; Pleosporales; Pleosporaceae
Product: negative transcriptional regulator
Exons: 1
Coding region: 1-756 (251 amino acids)
Source: RefSeq, a predicted model, not a curated record
AUGUAUCUUCGUGCCGUUCAUGCAGAGAAAGACAUUGCUAGACUACAGCAAUUCAUACGCGCCAACCCGCUGGGCAUCUUCACCACAGCCAUUGAUUCCAAGUCGUUUCCUUUUCUUCAAUCGAGUCACAUUCCCUUCGUUUUGGAUGUCGAAAACACAGCAGACCAGGUCCAUCUCGGCGUUCUUCGUGGGCAUAUCGCGCGAGCGAAUCCGCAAGCUAAAACUAUAAUCGAACACAUCCAAUCUCAAAAUGAGGAAGGGAAGAUCGAUACAGUGCAGACUGUAUCACGCGAUGUUAUGAUCCUCUUUAACGGUCCUGCACACCACUAUGUCACACCCAAAUUUUACAAAGAGACAAAGCCAGCAAGUGGGAAAGUGGUUCCUACAUGGAAUUACUCAGCGGUACAGGUUUAUGGUCGUGCUUCCGUGUUUUACGACACCAAAGCCGCCUCUACGGGUCAAUUCCUCGACAAACAGAUUAGGGACCUGUCCCGCCAGUCAGAACGAGACAUUAUGGGCUACGAGAAGCCAUGGCAGGUGGAAGAUGCGCCUACUUCAUACAUCGACAUACUGAAGAAAGCGAUUAUCGGCGUCCAGAUCGAAAUAACGGAUAUUGGUGGCAAGUACAAGAUGAGUCAAGAGAUGGGUGCAGGUGAUCAGCAGGGUGUCAUAGAUGGUUUUAAAGCACUGGGGUCGGAUGUUGGAGCUGAGAUAGCAAAGACUGUAGAGCAAAGAGGAAAACUCGGAAGUUCUUAG